UUUUUUUUAAAAAAUGUCAAAUCCAGCAAGUAAAUUAUGGCAAACAGUUGUUUGUAAAAAUGGAGUUGUUGCUGCAUGGCACCCUUCUAUUCCUUUUCCUUAUGGGCAUUCUAGACCUGUUGAUUUGACUCAAAUAGAAGAACAAAAAAAGAAAUUUUUACAAAAUAUCCAAAAAUACAAAGACUCCACAGAACCAAUAAAAGAAAAAGGGCCUAGCGAUUUGGAACUUAGGGAAAUAUUUUAUACAAAUAUGCAGGAGUGGAAACCGAGAUAUCGAGAAACUCGUCUUUACAAAGCUGCGGGACCUAGAGAAUUAAAAUCAGUUCCAUCGUCUAAAAUGGGUUUAUUGUCGUCUCCAAUAUUUAAUAAAAUUGGAAAUUCAAAAAAUGAGGAAAUUAAAGAAAUUGAAUUUAAAGAGAAUAAUAAAUUUAUUGAAUGA
Messenger RNA from Meloidogyne enterolobii, 439 nucleotides. NCBI's taxonomy places the organism in Eukaryota, Metazoa, Nematoda, Chromadorea, Rhabditida, Meloidogynidae. The record is from the annotation of a GenBank genome assembly.